GACAAAAAUAAUUGUUGCUUCUCUUACUCCUCCACAACCUUGCACUGUUGCUCUCUCUCUCUCUCUCUCUCUCUCUCUCACCAAAUAAAAUCUCCACCGUUCAACGUUCCUCUAUUUUUAUCCCCAUUGCCAUUAUAGCAGACACAUUACAAUCUCCCUGUCUGAUCUCAUCAAGAGGAAAAAUGCCCACCAUCUUCUGGAAGAACAUUCUCAAAUGCUUACCCACCAUAACCCCGUCCUCACAUCCAUUGCCCCCCUCAGAGUUGCAAGAGUAUAGUGAUCCAUUACUACCAUCCGCUACCGCCGCCGCCCCCACCACAUCAAUAAUGAUCAAGAACUUCAACUCCCUCUAUGACCUCUCCUCAGCAUCCACCUCCAAAUCCCUCAGUACUCCCUCCACCAACUCCUCCUCCUCAUCUUACUCCGAUCCUGACACCGACUCGACGCCUGAUUUUGCCACCAUUAUCGCCUCCCAACGUUUCUUCUCCUCCUCCCCUGGCCGCUCCAACUCCAUCAUUGAGUCCAUGCAAGAGCUUCAUACCCCAGUCAGUGGAGGUGUUGCCAUUAAAAAGUAUUCACUAGAUCCUUAUAUAGAUUUUAAAAACUCAAUGCAAGAGAUGAUUGAAGCAAGAGAGAUAAGGGACGUUAGGGCUAAUUGGGACUACUUGCAUGAGUUGAUCUCUUGCUAUCUUAAAUUAAACCCUAAAAACACCCACAAGUUUAUCAUUAGUGCUUUCGCUGAUAUAAUUGUUUGCCUAUUGUCUUCGCCCUCGCCGGAACCCGACACCCACUGGAAACCUGAAGGCCUUCAAUAACACAAGGUUUCACGUUUAUUGGUGUGAGGUCAAUUAUGUACUGUGUACAUCUUUUAAAUUUUGUUUUGUUAUUUUAAAAGAGGGGCAUAUGUGAUGUAUGUUAGUGGUGGUACGUUUUUUCGUUGUUUUGUGGAAUCACUUUGUAUUUGGUGAGGAGGGAUCGAUGUUAUCAUGCAUGAAGACACAGUAAAGGUCAUUUGUAAUGGAGGCAAAGUAAAUUAUAAAUAAUUUGGAAACCAA
This is a messenger RNA of Populus nigra (black poplar), 1055 nucleotides long. Its product is annotated as transcription repressor OFP12-like. NCBI's taxonomy places the organism in Eukaryota, Viridiplantae, Streptophyta, Magnoliopsida, Malpighiales, Salicaceae. The transcript has a single exon. The record is from RefSeq and is a predicted model, not a curated record. Gene Ontology annotation, biological process: negative regulation of DNA-templated transcription. The coding region runs from base 183 to 815 and encodes 210 amino acids.